UUUUGUGACGGCGGCGUGCAGUUCAGUACAUUCGAGUACAAGGUUUUAUACGUUGUGCGAUGAUGUUCGAUUUUCUUUUACAGAUUUUUUUCAUUUUCGUCGGGCCUUUCGUAACCGACGCAAGUAUUUCGACAACAAUGCGUUUUCAAAAUCAAAAGUACUAUCAUAUGCCUAUUACUCUAUCGAGAAGUCAGAUACUGGAAAUAUCGGAUUUGACAAAUGUCAAUCAUAUGGGCCAAAUUUUAGAUAACAUAUGUGUAGUGAGAAUAGUCGGUACUCCAGAACAUACAAAAGUAAAAAAUUACAUUAAGGAGUCAAUGAACAACCUUAAUUGGACGGUAGAAUCCGAUAUUUUUGAAGAACAUACGCCAACUUUUGGAAUUCUAAAAUUUGAAAAUAUAAUUGCAAAGUUAAAUCCUAACGCGCGUAGAUAUUUAGCAUUGGCUUGCCAUUACGACUCCAAAUAUACUAGGGAAAGAAAUUUUAUCGGCGCUACCGAUAGUGCAGUUCCCUGUGCUCAAAUGAUUAAUUUAGCCAAAGUUAUGCAAAAUCGCUUAAAUUCUAUAAGACACAACGAUAUUAGUUUAAUGUUUAUAUUCUUUGACGGAGAAGAAGCUUUUAAAGAAUGGGGUCCAAAAGAUUCCAUAUACGGAGCAAGACAUUUAGCCAAAAUUUGGCAUGAUAAUUACACCUCUUACAACGAAGGAGAAAAUAUUUCAGAAUUAGACAAAAUUGAUAUAUUGGUUCUUUUAGACCUGAUCGGCGCACCGGAUCCAAUGUUUUAUAAUUAUUUUAGCAAUACCGAAAAGUGGUAUUCUUUAUUAAUGGCUAUUGAAAGUAAUUUAGCAGCUUUAAAAAAAUUUGAAUCGUACUCGUACGAGCAACCUACUCAGAGAUAUUUUCAACCACAUUCGAUGGAAGCGCAUAUCGAAGAUGAUCAUAUUCCGUUUUUGCAAAGAGACAUUCCUAUUUUACACCUUAUACCGUAUCCCUUUCCAAAAGUUUGGCACAAACCAAGCGAUCAUUGUGAUAAUAUAGAUAUAAAAACUACGGAAAACAUUAAUAAGAUUUUGAGGAUUUUUGUAGCGUCGUAUUUACAUAUCAGUAUGUAAUUAAUGAUUGGAAAAUAUUUAUGUUAUUACAAAAAGUUAUAUUUUUAUUAAGACUGACACAGUAUUAUAUGAGACAUCGAUCAUAUAAUGUAAAAUAUUAGUUAACAAUGUUAUCUUUUUAAUAUAACAAGACAGCCUACUUUACUUAACUAUCUGCAUUUGUAUUUUUCUAAUACAUGACUUGUAAUGUAAAUUAUUUUUGAACAAAUCCGAGUAACUUUUAUUGUA
Molecule: messenger RNA, 1340 nt
Organism: Megachile rotundata (alfalfa leafcutting bee)
Lineage: Eukaryota; Metazoa; Arthropoda; Insecta; Hymenoptera; Megachilidae
Product: glutaminyl-peptide cyclotransferase
Molecular function (GO): zinc ion binding; glutaminyl-peptide cyclotransferase activity
Source: RefSeq, a predicted model, not a curated record